AGUAGACAUGAAAGUAUACGAAGUAAAGUAUAAGAACCUCAAAGUCACUCAAGUACUUCCGUGACUGACGGACUCCAACCUGGAGGCACAAGCGCACCUUCAGGUGUAUAUUUUAAUAAUUCUAGUCUCAGAUUAUUAUAAUUAUUAUUACGUUGUCAUUUGGGGACCGGGCAGCAACGUGACGUGUCCCGGUGUUCUCAUUGUUUCUGGACACUCUGGAGUUUCACCACCAGGCGCUGCUGACCACCAGCACCCACACGAGCCACAGGGCGUACCGUGGAACACACGGUCUGUCACGCCAGUGUUAUAUUAUGGUCUGUAGUCUGUUCAGUAUUUGUGAUAACGGAUAGAUCCUUUUCGCCUCAAUCUGUUCUUUGUUUUAGUUUUUAAUUCAAAAAUAAUCUUGAAUAAAAACUUUAUUUUGAACUUUUUUAUGACGGUGAUUCAUCAUUCAUGAAGUUGCUUUUAUAAUCUGGAACACAUGUUUUUGUUGUUUGGAGUGGGAAUCAUAGAUGGAAACAAAAUAAAUCGAUAAGAACACACCGACACAAAAGCCUCCUGACUCCUCUGUUCCUUUUGCACCGCUGGCUGAUUGCACUUAAAUGUACUUAAGUAUUGAAAGUAAAUGUAAAAGUAAAUACUGUUAAUAAAAAAGCAAAAGGUCAUAAUGGUGAUGUUUAUUCUGGUAAGUGCUGUGGCACCAUGACUAAGCACAAGGAGUUGUGUUGAACAUAAUUGUGUUGGCUGUGAUCCAUCAGGAGCAACAAUGUUCAACAUCAUAUAUUAUACAUAAGUAUACUUUUGCAUCUACUAUGAACGUCUCAUCAUAAUUCUCAGUAAAGCAAUAUGCCACUAUGAAGGAGUUGUAGCAGUUUAUAAGUAUGCUCAUUCAGACUAGAUAUUGUGUUCAUGAAAACAUAAACUUGGUGCAUCAGGUCAGUGUCUUGAGAACCUGCCUCGUAAACUCCUCUGGGCCCUGAACGCAACAGGAAAAGGUUCUGCUCAAGCUGAAUCUGGGCGCGUGCUUCCACCAGAACUGAUCAUCCACAACAUGACUCAAAUAUCAAAACAUGAUCAAUACUGAAGCAGAAAGUAACAACCCAGUCAUUACUGAAACGGACAAAUGUCCUGUUCAUCUUCAGGAGAACUCGAGGUGCGUUCAGCUUCACAGACUGCGCGCGCAGCCUGCGCACUACGACGCGGCUCCUUACAAUCCUGUGGUGUAACGUUCAGCCUUCUAGCUAGUGCUUCAAUGAUUAUAGCUAGGAUUAUAAUUAUAUCACAGCUGUCAACACUUCCUCAGCUCACUAACUCGCUCGCGAUCCGUUUACUACACCAAUGUCUCCUAGUGGGAAAGAUGUGGUCACCACUAACGCCACUAGAGGGCGCUGUCCGUUAGAGAAAGCCAAAAAGCCGUAAAGAGCGAAGCAGGAAGUAAACUCCGUGUGUCAUGUGACGAACUGGUGACGUGUGGUCGCUGAGCGUAGCCACGCCCACUAAGAAUGUUCCUUUGUAUUUUUUUAACAUUGGUGACGCAGUACUUUGAUGACGUCACCUACAGAACGUCAGAGGCAUCAAAGCCACUCUCCUCUAUAAGAGGGCUCACAGAUUCACUUGAUCCCUCAAACCUGUUCACUCUCCACACACUGGAUACAUAUUAACUGCAAGUAUUAUAAUCUAUAUAUAUACAGCUCAUAGUAAUAUAACCUGCAUAUUUAAUAUUUGUACAAUAUCAUCCGAGAUCAAUAACAUAAUUCUUUUUUGAGAAAAGACAUUCUGUUGACAGGGAAAAACAGAAAUGAUUAAUUUUUUGAAGAAGAAUACUACGCCUGUGGAGGCUGUAGAUGUGGACCUCAGUAAAGAACAGAUAAACCACAUCGCCCUCCACACAGUUGGCGCAGGGCUCCUGCAAGAAAAUGACGAAUUGCGUAAAGAACUCAAGGACUUUGAGUCUGCUUUUAAGUACUCAAGGAGCUUGAAAAAAAAGGCGCUUCAACUUGCGAACGAGAAUUAUCGCAUCCAAGAAAUGACCCUCACCGAUGACCUUAAGUUCUUUAAACAUCAAAGCAUGGUCAGCGACAACCAUAAUAAAGAGUAUAAAGGGGAGAUAGAUACUUUGCACAAAAAGGUAGAAGAGCUGGAACUGAAGUACAUGAAAGAAAAACAGAUCACUGAGCAGCAGCAUGAACGUCUGCAGGACCUGGAAGUCGCUCAGCUGAAUUCACACAGAUUGAAUGAAGAAAACCAGUCUUUAAAGAAGAAAAACAUUGACAUGCAAAUGGAAAUUCUCGACAUGGACCCGAGGUUUCAAUUUGUUCUCAACAAAUUAAAGAAAGAGCAGUGUGGUGAUCGUGGAAUGAUGUUGCUUGAUGAAGAAGAAAAUCCAAAUCUUCUGGAACAAGAUCAGUUGUUGAGGAACUGUGAGCAACAAGUCAAAAAAUAUGAACAGAUAUGUAUUGAGUUGGGGCAAGAAAACCAGUCCGUACAUCAACGAAAUGGAGAGCUGGAAAAGGAACUCGAACAGUUCAAGAGAAAGGUGUGUAUUGAGGCCAUGACACAUAAUUUUGAGAGGUGUCACAAAGAAAUGGAAGAGCUUGGUGGAGAGAAUAAUGUGGCUUGUCAAAAACGGCUUGAGGAGCACCAGGUUGUUCAACAAGAACUUGAACACAACUUAAGCCCAGACGACAGUUACGUUGAACAACAAAACAACGCCAUGGAAGAACUACAGGAGGCCUGGGAGGAAUUGUGCACUUUCGAGCGCAAAAUGAAAAAUGAAAUUGUCCACGAAAAAAAUGCUCAGCUCCAGCUCGAAGUUUUGGAAAAAGUUCAUCAUGAGGUGAUGCAAGAAAAGGAGUCGCAACAUGAAGCCCUGGAACAAAAAGUCCAGGAGCUAAAUGAAGAACAGCACAAGGUCAUGGUCCUGGAACAAGAACUACAGGAGGCCCAGGAGAAAUUGUGCACUUUCCAGCGUGUAAUGGGAAAUGAAACUGUCCACGCAAAAAAAUGUCAGCUCAAAUUGGUCAUUCAAUGCCACUCUGACGCCAUAGCAUUGCACAUGAUUAAAGCAGGAAGGCAGGAGGAGUUAUUGCCGACACGUGAAGUUGAUGUAGAGAUCACAACAAAGGAAAAUGUGAAAAUCCAGAUAGAAUUGCAGUCCCUGAAGUCCCCAAAGCCGAAGAAAAAAACUCGUCGUUUUUUUCGCUGGUUUCGUAAAGGAUAAACUGCCCCCUCCCAUCUGGUUUUUAUUCAGUGGGUGUGUUGCCCCGGCCGACCCGGCUCCAACAGCGUGUGAAUGACGGCAUGUGAAACAAGUGAUGUGGGAAAACUCCCAGGCUCUGGUAGCCAAUGUGUCAGGGUGGCGUAGCCAGGAGCUCCGUGCAUCCCGGCCGGGGCGGAGACGGGCCAGGAGCCACUAGAGUCGGCCGGGACGGAGACGGGACACG
This is a messenger RNA of Pseudoliparis swirei, 3443 nucleotides long. Its product is annotated as golgin subfamily A member 6-like protein 22. The transcript has a single exon. Bases 1799 to 3220 code for a protein of 473 amino acids. Lineage: Eukaryota; Metazoa; Chordata; Actinopteri; Perciformes; Liparidae. The record is from RefSeq and is a predicted model, not a curated record.